This is a messenger RNA of Trichomonas vaginalis G3, 645 nucleotides long. RefSeq lists its product as uncharacterized. Lineage: Eukaryota; Parabasalia; Trichomonadida; Trichomonadidae. The coding region runs from base 1 to 645 and encodes 214 amino acids. The transcript has a single exon. The record is from RefSeq and is a predicted model, not a curated record.
AUGAUUUUUCUUUUAUUUAUUGCUUUAACAUCAUCAAAAGUCCCUAUAAUGACAGAAGCAGAAAUAAUUAGCGAAGUUAAAGGCUUGCCGAGACGUGAAGGGUAUUAUGCUCUAUAUAUUCAAUAUGAAUUUGAAGAUUUACCUUUAGUUUUCUUGUCUUUCAAGCUAAUGCUUUAUGGUCUUCAAUUAAUAUGGUUAAACAAUCCUCGUUUUUGCGUAGUAAUUGAUCCAAGCAUUGAUGAACCAUAUAUGAAAAUGUAUCCUUCAGGUGCUAAGGCUUCAAAAUACCCGAUUAUGCAAAUAAACGAGAUGAAGCACGGUUGGGGAUCACAGGAUUACGGCGCAGUUCAAUAUUAUUCUCAUAUGUAUCGUGCCCAAAAAGAUUUUAUGGAUAUUAAGAAACUAAUAUACAAUAAAACAACUAAAGGAAAGACUUCAGGCAUCAAAAGGGAUCUGAAAUCAUUAGAAACAGAAAAAGAAAAAAUAAUUAAUAACACUAACCACAUUUAUAGCAACUUAUUUGAAUUGCGUAAGAUUCAGAGAAACUUAGUUAAGGAAAACAUUCUCGAAUAUGGAGCUCCAUCGAUGAAAACUCGUUUUUCAUAUCUCUUUAAGAAUCAAGAUGAAAACGCGGCAUCUACAUAG